Calypte anna (Anna's hummingbird) is the source of this 6064-nucleotide messenger RNA. RefSeq names its product CDK5 regulatory subunit associated protein 1 like 1 (gene CDKAL1). Gene Ontology annotation, molecular function: tRNA (N(6)-L-threonylcarbamoyladenosine(37)-C(2))-methylthiotransferase activity; 4 iron, 4 sulfur cluster binding. The record is from RefSeq and is a predicted model, not a curated record. Bases 362 to 2110 code for a protein of 582 amino acids. Gene Ontology annotation, biological process: tRNA methylthiolation. NCBI's taxonomy places the organism in Eukaryota, Metazoa, Chordata, Aves, Apodiformes, Trochilidae. Gene Ontology annotation, cellular component: endoplasmic reticulum. The transcript has 17 exons.
CGCGCUCUCUCUCUCUCGAGGUUGCGGAGCAGAGCUCGGAAGGACAUUUUUGCCGCUGCCGGCCACCGUCACGACGCUGCUGCGAGCGCGGGGCUCAGAGGCGGGGCGUGGCGGGGGUGAUGGCGCAGCCCGGCUGAGGCAGAGGAGCGGCCUGCGGAGUGUUCCGCCCGCGCGAUGCUUCUGUCCCCUGUGGGCCUUCCCUGGGACCCGCGUUAAAGGCGGGAGGGGGAGGUGACCCCUUAGGCAGGUACCCCCGGAGGUUCUGGCGGCCGUAGGACUGCUCAGGGCUCAGGUACCUUCAGCGGUAUGGAAGCCCGGAUUAUUAUACAAGAGGAUUUAUACGUCACUUAAAAAGGUGAAGAUGCCUGCUGCCUGUGAUUCAGUUCUGGAAGAUAUUGAAGAUAUUGUGUCAGCAGAAGCUGUGAAGCCAGGCAGUCGGCAGUUUGUAAGAAGGAAUGUCUUUCCCAAAGUGCGAAAACGCAGUUCAAAAAAAAAUGUUCAGACAGAUGAUGACCCCCCAAGUGACAGCAUUAUUCCUGGUACUCAAAAAAUCUGGAUUCGUACAUGGGGAUGUUCCCACAAUAAUUCAGAUGGUGAAUACAUGGCUGGACAGCUGGCUGCAUAUGGAUACAAAAUUACAGACAACUCUGCUGAAGCAGAUUUAUGGUUGCUGAACAGUUGUACAGUAAAAAAUCCUGCUGAGGACCACUUUAGAAACUCAAUCAAGAAAGCCCAAGAAGGGAAGAAGAAAGUGGUUCUCGCAGGCUGUGUGCCACAAGCCCAACCUCGUCAGGACUACCUGAAAGGCUUGAGUAUUAUAGGGGUUCAGCAGAUAGAUCGUGUUAUAGAAGUUGUGGAGGAAACUAUUAAAGGUCAUUCAGUGAGACUACUGGGUCAGAAAAAGGAUAAUGGAAAACGUUUGGGGGGAGCACGACUGGAUUUGCCAAAGAUUAGGAGGAAUCCACUGAUAGAAAUAAUUUCCAUCAAUACAGGGUGUCUCAAUGCAUGUACCUACUGCAAAACUAAGCAUGCCAGAGGAGAGCUAGCAAGUUACCCAAUUGAAGAACUAGUGGACAGAGCCAAACAGUCUUUUCAAGAGGGUGUUUGUGAGAUAUGGCUGACCAGUGAAGACACAGGGGCUUAUGGCAGAGACAUUGGCACAGAUCUCCCUACGCUUCUUUGGAAGCUAGUUGAAGCCAUUCCUGAGGGAGCUAUGCUGAGGGUUGGCAUGACAAACCCUCCCUAUAUUUUGGAGCAUCUGGAGGAAAUGGCAAAGAUUCUCAAUCACCCAAGAGUAUAUGCUUUUCUGCACAUACCAGUCCAGUCAGCGUCUGACAGUGUGCUCAUGGAUAUGAAAAGAGAAUACUGCAUUGCAGACUUCAAACAAGUAGUGGAUUUCCUUAAAGAAAAGGUGCCUGGAAUAACAAUUGCUACAGACAUCAUCUGUGGUUUUCCAGGAGAAACGGAUGAAGAUUUUCAAGAAACUAUGAAACUUGUAGAACAUUACAGGUUUCCAAGCUUGUUUAUUAAUCAGUUUUAUCCACGCCCAGGAACCCCAGCUGCAAAAAUGCAUCAAGUUCCAGCUGCAGUGAAAAAACAGAGAACAAAGGAUCUGUCCCAGCUGUUCCAUUCAUACAAUCCAUAUGAUCAUAAGGUUGGUGAGAGGCAGAGAGUUCUAGUAACAGAAGAAUCCUUUGAUUCCAAUUACUAUGUUGCUCACAAUCCUUUCUAUGAGCAGGUUCUUGUUCCAAAAGAUCCUCUCUUAAUGGGUAAGAUGGUAGAAGUGAAUAUUUAUGAAGCUGGGAAACAUUUUAUGAAGGGGCAGCCAGUGUCAGAUGCCAGAGUUUACACUGCAUCCAUCGCCAGACCGUUAGCAAAAGGAGAAGUUUCUGGUUUACCAGAGGAGUUCAGACAUGCAUCACAAAAUGGCACAAACUGGAAAGCACACCCUUCUGCUGAGUUCCCAGUGACAACACCGCUCAGCUCCUGGAUGGCUUUGCAGUUCCCAUGGCAACAAGAAGGAGGUGGACUGAAGAUACUGUUGGUCAGCCUGGCUCUACUGGCAGUUCUUGUUAUAUUUUACUGUGGAGGAAUGAAAACAGAACUGUGAGCUGAAUGAGGAUUUUAUAAAAACAAUGAAACUGCUGUCCAUAAUCUUCAAAGGGCAUACUUCUAUCAACAAUUCUUUUUCUAAAAAAAACCGACAAAAAAGCUAAUAUAAAUUGGGCAAUAAUUUGUAUUCACCCUAUGCCUUUCCUGUCAUUCAUAGGAGAGAAUGUUACUGAGCUCUAGGGAGACUUAUCUUGCCAAAAUUUGAGGUCCUUGAUUGGCAGACAAGUUUAUUACAUCUUUCCUCUUCUUUUUUCUAAAAUGAUGCAAUGUUUGCAUUGCUCUUCAUAACUUCUGUAGCAGGUAAAGUUACAUUCUGGAAACUCAUGAAGUUUAUAAGAAAUCUUUCCACUGAACGAUGUUGGUAAUUUUUUACAGGCAUAACAUUUAAAGGUUUCUUAAAUAUUUUGAUUAAUGCAGUGUAAUGGUUUCAUAAUUGUCUUUUUACAUUAUAAUCAAACACUUCCGGGUCAUUAAAAGUUUGUCAUUUGUUGCUAUUGAUUUUGCUGUCAUAUCUGAAAGAAUUUUUGGUGUGCCAUCUUGCCUUUCUCAGUUUCACAAUGAGAUACUGGGCUUUGUUAAUACAAGAAGAAUUAUUUUUACAUAGAAGUAGUUUCAAAGGUAUUGGGGUUUUAUUAUUGAAUGGGAAGAUGGAGUUCUAGGCUUAGAGUUCUCUUUAAAGAUGGAUUUAAUCCAGUCUGUAUGGAUUUAGCAUAGUGUUCAGAGAACUAAAUGUGAGUUUCUAUUAGCUGUGCAUUGGAUCAUGGUAUGUAUUAACAGUAUUGCCACACAUCUCCUCUCAUCUUCAGAUUCUGCUGGUCAGCCAGGGACUGGACUCUGCCCAGUUUUGCCAGCAGCCAACCAUAUGAUUUUAUUUGUUCAUUUCAUGCCUUGUCACCUGUCUGGAUCUUCAUCCAAACUUCCACUUCCUUAAGGCUGUUCAGAACCUUGAGAACUGCUUUUUUUUUUUAUCAGCAUGUUUAUGUUGUACCCAGCAUAGACAGAGCUGAGCUGCUGCCUACACAGCUGUUUUGGUUUAACCCUAGUAGGCAGCUAACACAGAGCCACUGGCUCACUCCUCCACAUGGGGGCAAGAAUCAGGAGGGUAAAAUUGAGAAAACUUGCAGGCUCACAUAAAGGCAGAUAAAGCAGAAGCAGCUCAUGCAUGCAAAAUAAGGCAUUGACAUUGUGCAAGUACCACUCAGCAACAGCUGAAACAUCCUGCUGUUAUCAAGGAUGGUUUGCUCAUAAAUCCAAAACACAGCCCCAUACUAGCUAUGGUGAAGAAAAUUAACACCAUGCCAGCCAAAGCCAGUAUUGUGGCCCUACAGUGCAGAUAAAAAAAUCCUGUGAAGGCUGCUAUGUACUUCAUAAACUGAGGAUUCCUACUAGUUACAGCCAAUUAAUCAGGAAGUUUCACCAUGCUGCUUUCAGUACAGCCUGUAAAUUAUAACAGCAAAUGUAACUGUCUUCAGGAAAUUAGGUGUGUAAUGGCUUGAAUAUUUUAUUUUUUAUUGCAGCCACUGGAGGUCAUAAGCCAAUACUCAGUACGCAUAAGAUUUUUUUUUUCAGACUUUUCUUUACAACCGGGAAUACAUAACAAUGACUGAUUUACAUUUUUUACAAAUCUGAGGUAGUCAGAAAAAUCCCACUUGAGUCUAGGUGCUGAAAUUUUUAGGAAAUUUUCACAGGAUUCUCAGAAAAACUAUGAGUUGACAAAAUCAUUAUAGCUGAUCUAAAUUUUUGCAUUUGAUGGCAACAAACUAUGCAGAUAUGUUUGCCUCUACCACUCUCUAUCUCAGCCACUUCAGCUUAUCUAAUCAUAGCAAUUACAGACUCAUUGCAUCAGCUGUUACAGAGAUUUACAAAGCUUGUGAUUUAGAGCAUCAUUGGCUUUAAUGGGACCAGCUUAUUUUCUUAGAAAUAAUGCAAUGCAGAGAAAGAGGGUGAAGAAAACUAUGUUAAUGAAGUUGCCCACAGAUAGAGCUUUAACUUGAUAAGAGGAAGUGUUGCUUAUCAAGUAUUUCAUUAUCUUCCUUUGGAUUGGAAAAGGGCUUUUUGAUGCUUUGUAAUGUAGAGCAGUAGAAUGUCACUUGUUCCUGUUGGUUUGCAGCUAAAGCUUUCAAAGCUACUGAGCUGAAAAAGUCAAUUCUGGUCAAACAACUCAUCUGCAGCUUCAGGCAAAACCCAAACGUUGCACUGUUUGAGGCUGCACUUGAAGGCUGCAGGGAAACCUCAGUGAGCAUCGAGUGAAUUGUAGAAGUUUAUCUGUUUCAUGGAAUGGGUUGACCUGAACACAUUUGAUCUGUGUUUUUUUCUCCCAUUUGGCUCCCUAAGUGCUUCUAAUUUCCAUGUCUGGAGGUGUCUUUAAUUUUUACACUGGCAUUAUGUUUGAGGCCUGCUUCCACCAAGUAUCCUCUCCUCACAAGCCAUCAGGGUGGGUGAGAAAUCUGCUGCACUCCAAGUUGAUGGGGUCACUGCAGAAGUUUCCCCACAGUCAACUCUUACUCAUGGGUGAACACACUCAUCACGAGCCAAUGUGUCUGCUAUGAAGCAAUCUACAUUCAAUGCCUUUUUUUUUUUUUUUUUUUUUUCACAUGAAGGAAGAAUCUAAUUUCCUUUUGGAACCAAGGAAGCCUCAACUAUUUUUCUUAAAUAUCUGUGGUAGCUCUGAGUUCUCUUUGGCUGUUUUCAGUGAGGAAUCUUGCAAACCACAUGACUUGAACAGCAAAGACAUUUUAAAUAUCUUCUGAACAACAUUAAGGGCACACUUUUUAUGUCGUAUUUAUGCAUGUUAUUGGAUGCUGUAUGAUUUUAUCAUUUAGUCUUUUCAUUGUAGCUUUCUAUUAUUAGUAUACUUGUUGAGAAAAAGAAUGUGAAUUUAAAAAAUGUGGUCUAUGUAAAGCUUGUUUUGUAAAGCAGGAGAUAGAAAGAAGGAGAAAGUACCUUUUGAGAAGAGUUCAUCCACCUCUCCCACAUUAUUGCCUGCACAUCCCUGAGCAUCUGACAGCUUCUGUUAAUUCAGUUUAACUCCCUUGUUCAACUUCCCAUAUGGAAAGCUGGAGUGAUUUUUGAAUAACAGCAAGUAAUAUCUGAAGUGGCAGCAACUGGCAACUCUGACACUGAGCUUGACUGUGGCCAUUACCCAGAAUGCUUCUGCUCUUCUUGAGAAGCAAUUACAAUUUCACAGGUUGGAAUUAAAAUUCCCUGCUGUAUGCAGUAGAGUAACUGAAAUUGUCAAAGUGAUUUCAAGCUGUUAAUCUCUCGCUGCUUGAAGAGAGAAAAUAGAGCCCCUCUUAACCAGGCACAGAUCUGACAACUUAAAAACUCCAGCCUUCCACUACAUUUAAAUACAUAUGGAGAGUGGCUUGAUCUGCUCACAGAGGAUAUCUGUAAAGAUGUUAUGUCUAUGAACAUUUGUGUAUUAUUAACAAGUCUAUCUUUUUUAACUUUAAGAUGUGUAGAGACUUCAGGGACUAAGACAAAUAUGGAAGAAGUCUUAUGCAAGAGCACUGAGAGUUUGGAGGAAGGAAUAGGCAUAUGCCUGUUUGUUUAAGGCUUAUUAAAAUUUUUAUUUAUGUAUUUUUGACCAUGUAGUAUUUUUUGCUGGAAAAAUUGCUCACAAGUUUCCCUAAUUUUAUUUUCAGAUAUUUGUACUCUGCAGUGUGAGUGCACUGGGUUUGAUUGUAUAAAUAGAAACAAAGAGCAUUUAGAAAUCAAAAUCAGAGGAAGAAAUUGAGAGGCUGUAAAGCUAAGAUGCAAAAAUAAGAACCUUAAUGCAAAAGCUGCAAAGCAGGUUAUAACUCAGAGGCAACAGCCCACAGAUUUUGUGACUGGCUGCAAAACACUACUUGACCUGCUCAAAGGCAGGGUUCAUCCACUAAUUUAUGACUGCUGGAAAGUAUUUCUGCAAGUAUCAUUAAAUAUCUGUAGUUGUGUAUUUAAUUCAUGCACA